This is a messenger RNA of Canis lupus familiaris (dog), 2062 nucleotides long. RefSeq names its product REX4 homolog, 3'-5' exonuclease (gene REXO4). NCBI's taxonomy places the organism in Eukaryota, Metazoa, Chordata, Mammalia, Carnivora, Canidae. Gene Ontology annotation, molecular function: nucleic acid binding; 3'-5' exonuclease activity. The transcript has 8 exons. Gene Ontology annotation, biological process: DNA catabolic process; rRNA processing. Gene Ontology annotation, cellular component: nucleus. The coding region runs from base 39 to 1325 and encodes 428 amino acids. The record is from RefSeq and is a predicted model, not a curated record.
GGCGGAGAGGCCCCGGCCCCCCCCCCCCCCCCCCCGGCAUGGCCAAGGCGCUGACCUCCAGGCGCGCCCCGGGCGACCCCCAGGCUGAGCCGGGCCUCGGCCUGAAGCUGCCUCGGAAGAAAAGCAGGAAGAAGAGACUCUGGAAGAGCAAACGGCGAGCAGCGAGCGAGGGGGCGGGAGGCGGCCGCAGGGUCGUCGCGGGGCGGCCUCCAGAGGCGCCGGAGGACUUCUCCCGAAACUGGAGGGCGCUGCAGGAGCUCCUGAAACAAAAAACACAAGCCCCGGAAAAGCCUCUCGUCUCUCAGACAGAUUCCAAAAAGCAGCCUGGGAUUACCCAACAAAAGAGAAAAGCGAUCCUAGAUAAAGCACAGAGAAGUAAGGUGGAGAUGAAGACCACAGACCCAGGGGCCACUGGCAGUGACUCUCUUGCUUCAGGAUCUCCAGGGAAAAGGAAGGUGCCAGCACCUCCCACAAAGGCCAGCAGAGCAGAGCACAGUGAGAAAGGAGCCAAGAAAAGGACAAACAGUGACAUUUCUCCAAGAGGAGGAGACAUCAAGUGUGGAAAGUGGAAAUGGAAAGCUAAGGAGGUGCCUGUGGCCUUGACCCCGGCCCUGCCCACCAAAGAAGACAUCUGGUUUGAUGAUGUUGACCCCGCGGAUAUUGAAGCAGCCAUGGGCCCAGAAGCAGCCAGGAUAGCAAGACAGCAGCUGGGGCAGAGCGAGAGCAGCACCACGCUGGUGAAGGAGCAGGCCUUCGGCGGCCUGACGAGAGCCUUAGCCAUGGACUGUGAGAUGGUGGGCGCGGGCCCCAAGGGGGAAGAGAGCGUCGCUGCCCGAGUGUCUAUUGUGAACCAAUAUGGGAAGUGUGUUUAUGACAAGUACGUCAAGCCCACCCAGCCGGUGACGGACUACAGGACGGCGGUCAGCGGGAUCCGGCCAGAAAACCUCAAGCAGGGAGAAAAAUUCGAAGUCGUUCAGAAGGAGGUGGCAGACAUGCUGAAGGGCCGCAUUCUGGUCGGACAUGCGCUGCAUAACGACCUGAAGGUACUGUUUCUUGAUCACCCAAAAAAGAAGAUUCGGGACACACAGAAAUACAAACCUUUCAAGAGUCAAGUGAAGAGUGGGCGGCCAUCUCUGAAGCUGCUUGCAGAGAGAAUCCUGGGGAUCCAGGUGCAGCAGGCAGAGCACUGUUCGAUUCAGGAUGCCCAGGCAGCAAUGAGACUGUACAUCCUGGUGAAGAAGGAGUGGGAGAGCACGGCCCAGGACAGGCACCCCACAGCCCCCACUCCAGACAGCAGCAGUGUCUCCGUCCACAGGCGCUUGUGACCAAGCAUGGGACAGCUUGGGUCUCCCCAGAGCAGCAGCUGUGUCGAAACACGUUCACUGUCCUGGUGGCAGGGCGUGUAGUCCGGGACUUAGGGUGGGCAGCAUGGGCAGGAGCGUCUGUCCUGGGCACAGCCAGAGGUGGCUGAUGGGGACUGAUGGAGGGAGGUACCUGCUGCCACUGCAGUGUGGCAGCAGCCUUGCCAGGGACUUGCCUGGUCCCAGGGGUGGGAAGUACCCACUCCUGGGUUUGCAGCGCCUUCCUUGGAGGAGGCCCCUCUUCCCUCUGAGUCCGAUCACGUAAAGAACUCUGCUGGACUCCUGGACCUGGCCCUGUCUCGGAGUCGGCUAUGGCUGCCUUUGGACUUGAGCGCCAUCCCCUUCUCACCCCCGUGCACCCCCCCCCCCACCCGCCCGUGUGUAGACCUACCAAGUUUAAACAGAAGGGCAGGGCCCACAGUGUGGCGGCGAGGCUCAGGCUGUCUAUGCUCAGUGACAGCAGUCACUCCCAGAGGUGGCGCCUCUCCCCCUCUAAGAUGGACGUGUCGAUCCGACCCCCAGCCGUUGGGCUGGAGCAUCCCAUGGGUUUGACCCCAGGUGUGCUGGUCUUUCUGAGAACAAUCGGGGGGCUACGAGUCGCACUUGGUGCAUGAAACCCUGGGCCACCUGACCGCUGCACAACGAAGGCCCAACCCCACUGAGGACAUUUAACAUAAAUGCAGGUUUUUACUGGAGGUGAA